Molecule: messenger RNA, 1604 nt
Organism: Exophiala oligosperma
Lineage: Eukaryota; Fungi; Ascomycota; Eurotiomycetes; Chaetothyriales; Herpotrichiellaceae
Exons: 5
Coding region: 230-1144 (304 amino acids)
Biological process (GO): phosphate-containing compound metabolic process
Cellular component (GO): cytoplasm; nucleus
Molecular function (GO): magnesium ion binding; inorganic diphosphate phosphatase activity
Source: RefSeq, a predicted model, not a curated record
CAGCUUCUCGCCACUUGCAUGACGUUUAAUUCCUCGCUUCACAACCAGCAUCAUCACACGCCAUGGGACCGCAUCCCACAUAAUACGUCAUGCUCGUGUUUCAGGUGCACGAGGAGAUAAGAUGUACUCGUAUUGGGACUCAUGUGGUUGUAUACCACGAUGCAGCAAAACCUCAAGUCAGCCCAGAAACCUCCGACUGUGUGUGGUCUCGAGACUUACAUGGUAAACAAUGGUUGCUCGAACGUAUCCAAAUCCCUAUACCCUUCGAACCCACGGCCGCCCUCGAACAUCCGAUUUCCGCGUCUUCGUUGAAAAGAAUGGAUCCCCUAUCUCUCCCUUCCAUGACAUUCCGUUGUACGCAGACCGAGAAAACCACGUAUUCAACAUGGUGGUCGAGAUUCCAAGGUGGACUAAUGAGAAAUACGAAAUCUCAAGAAACAAAACCUUGAACCCAAUCCACCAAGAUCAACCCGACGGUAUCCCAAGGUAUGUCCGGAAUAGAUACCCGCACCACGGAUACAUAUGGAACUACGGUGCUCUACCUCAGACCUGGGAAGAUCCCAACUACGUGAACCCCGACACCAACGCCAAAGGCGACAAUGACCCGAUCGACGCUUGUGACAUUGCUCAAGCCGUCUCUCAUACGGGCGAGGUCAAACAGGUCAAGGUGUUGGGUGUCCUGGCGCUGAUCGACGGCGGAGAGACGGACUGGAAGCUCAUCGUCAUCGACGUGCGUGAUCCGAUGGCCAAGGACAUGCACGACAUCGGAGACGUUGAACGACUCAUGCCUGGGUUCCUCACGGCCACGCGAGAAUGGUUUCGUUUGUACAAGGUUCCAAAUGGGAACCCUCCCAACGAUUUUGCAUAUGAUGGCAAAUUCCAGAACAAGAAAUUCGCUCUCGGUGUCAUUGACGAAUGUCGACGUGCCUGGGAUAAUCUGAUCAUUGGAAAGAGCUCACCAGGCAAGAUUAGUUGCACGAACGUGACAGUGGACAAAUCACCCUUUCAAAUAGAUCCCGGCGAUUUGGACAUACCCAAGGAUGAACAUUUGAAGCCGGUUCCAAGACCAAAGGUCAUUGAUGAAUGGUUCUUCCUUCCUGCUCGAGACGUCCCUGACGAACAACAACAUGAGGAUGGACCAUAGCGGCAGAGGAUGUUGUGUUUGUCUGUACUGACCCUAAAUCUCAACAGAGAAACUCCAAUCUAAUGCGAAUCACUCCACUAUAUGGCAUACAGAUUCUUUGUCGUAUCUAAAAUCCCAACCAUCGAUCACGUCUAAAUCUUUUGUCGUGGCACAUCACACCCACAACCCCGUCUUUCCUUUCUUUCAGGGAUUCCUGAUACCACUUAUACGCUACUAUAGCCUUGCCCUCUCAGCGUCAUCUCUGACCCUCACUCCAGCUUUCCUUCCCGGUUCUUUAUCCUUGACCUUCAAGAUCCGCCUCAACAGUUUUCCGGUCGGACUCUUGGGCACCUGGUCGGUGAAUUCGACCUCGACGAUCCACUUGUACCUCACCUUUUUCUCCUUGACGAAUUUCAACAGCGUCCUCCCGACGGCCUCGGUCGGCUCGACGCCCUUCCUCAGCACGACGUACGCCUUGGGC